UCUUAGAAAGAUAGAAUAAUUAAAAUUUAAUUAACCACUUUUGAGACACAAAUGGAACUAGGAGACAACUUUAUAGGACAGCAGAUGCAUGGGGGUAAUGUCCUUAAGGAGAGGGGGACUAAUGAACAGAGCAGUGUGACUCCUAACCCUUUGCAGAGAUCUAAUGAUGGGACCAAUCUUUCAGAAUCAGAGGGAAUUAAUGCUAAGUGUAUUAAGAAGUCUAAGGAGGUGAAGCUUUCAGUGAAGAGAGAAAGCUCUGAUGACUCUUACUCAAGUGAUUUCUUUGAAAGAGUGGUUAAAUCAGCAGAAUCUUUUGCUUUCUCUGAGUCUGGAGAAGAUCUCACCAAGUCAGAGCUUCAAAAGUUGAAGUUCAGUAAGAUAAUGGAUGAGAUUCAUAGUGAAUUCGAUAUGGGAUCCUCUUUAUCAAGCCUAGCAUCCAAUGCAAAAACUCUGAAAAUUGUAUCAGAGGUACAAAGAUUUGCCAUAAGCGGAUAUUUCGAAGGCAUGGAAGACUGGGAAAAAAUCCUCACAUCUCUUGAAGAUAUCCAUACUCGUCGUUUGAAACUCAACAGAAGCAGUCGAGAUGAAUUCCCAGGAAAGAAUAAUCCAAGGAAGAAGAUUCUCAACUUGCUAAAGAAAGAUAUACAGCGUGUCAAAGAACUUAAGAACUCUUAUCUUGAAGAGCAUAAAGAGAAUGUUACUGACUCUACCGAGCUCUCAGUCACGCCUUACUUCAGUAGAGAUAUCAAGAACAAGAUAUUCAGGAAGUUCGUAAAGGAGUCUAAGCUAAUGGAAGCAGAAUACUUCUUCUUGCACAAGAAGUACAAAUAACAUGGAGCAAAGAAACAAAGAUCUUCAAGAACAAAUCAAAAAUCUUGCAGGUGUAAAUGAUGAAAUUAAUCAAACUAACAGAAGAUUACAAACCGAGAACAACUCACUUAGAGGGGAAAAGGAGUGGCUACAAAAACAGAUCUUUGAGCUAAAAGGGGGAAAGUCCUCUGCCAAUCUUAUCAGUAGACUUUUCAAAGGCAAGCAAAAGUAG
This is a messenger RNA of Moneuplotes crassus, 1042 nucleotides long. The record is from the annotation of a GenBank genome assembly. Lineage: Eukaryota; Ciliophora; Spirotrichea; Euplotida; Euplotidae.